This is a messenger RNA of Rhopalosiphum padi (bird cherry-oat aphid), 481 nucleotides long. RefSeq lists its product as uncharacterized. The transcript is spliced from 11 exons. The record is from RefSeq and is a predicted model, not a curated record. Bases 44 to 481 code for a protein of 145 amino acids. NCBI's taxonomy places the organism in Eukaryota, Metazoa, Arthropoda, Insecta, Hemiptera, Aphididae.
GUCCAUUGGAAAUCAUUUUAACCUUUUUUAUGUUACAUUAAUAAUGAAUAUGAAUUCUUUUGCAAUUAAAUUAAUGAUAAUAAUCAUUACAUUUAGUAUGAUUUUUAUUGAUGCUAGUGCCGACAGUUUAGCAUAUGCUGGUUUCUUUUCUGAAGAUAAUGGAUUACUAAAUGUUAUUAAUUUAUUUUCUAAUAUUGUCAAUAAAUAUUUAAGGACUAGUUUGAGCAACUAUGAAUCAAUGAUAAUAGACUCCUAUGACGAACUAUACACAACAGAUCAUACUCCGAAAUCAGAUUCAAUAAAAGAAUGUAGUAUUGAUGUACUUUACAUGCAUUCAAUUAUUUUUAAAAUGAAACAAACUAAAAUAAACAAUGUGGAAACGUGGUGUAAAUCAUAUGCAGUUAUAACAAUUAACCCAGAUGAUUUGUUACCACCAGAUGCAGUUAAAGAACAACUAGAUGAAUUAUUUGUAUCAGGAUAA